AUGAAAGGUUAUGAACCAAGGUCAAGUUCCUCUUGUGCAGCCUGCAAGUUUCUGAAAAGAAGAUGCAUACCAAAUUGUAUAUUCGCACCCUACUUUCGCGCCGACGAGUGCAAGAAAUUCGCGAAAGUCCACAAAGUUUUCGGAGCAAGCAAUGUGAGCAAGAUUCUGAUUGAAGUUCCGGAGGAACAACGGGAAGAAACUGUGAAUUCUUUGGCUUAUGAAGCUGAUGCUAGGCUUAAAGAUCCUGUUUAUGGAUGCAUAGGUGCUAUAGCAAUUUUGCAGAGGAAGAUGGUUGAACUUCAACAUGAUCUUGCUAUUGCCAAGGAUCGCCUCGCUUGUUGCGCUGCUGUUGCUGCUACUGCUGCUGCGACUCCAAGUUCUUCUUCGAAUGAUUUGAUGAAUUCUAAUGUUAGUUUGCCGCCUUUUCCUGAGUUUUUCUCUUGCAGUGAUUUCAAUGAUAAUUUUAGCCACAGUUCUUCGUCUCAAUCGUUUAGUCGAAACGAAACGGUGGAUGAUAUCUUUCAAAUUCCUUAUAUAUUUUGA
Messenger RNA from Lathyrus sativus (Indian pea), 543 nucleotides. Lineage: Eukaryota; Viridiplantae; Streptophyta; Magnoliopsida; Fabales; Fabaceae. The record is from the annotation of a GenBank genome assembly.